Molecule: messenger RNA, 1635 nt
Organism: Serendipita indica DSM 11827
Lineage: Eukaryota; Fungi; Basidiomycota; Agaricomycetes; Sebacinales; Serendipitaceae
Source: the annotation of a GenBank genome assembly
AUGAGCACAGUAAAUGACCUCCCAGUCGAACUAUGGCGAGAGAUUUUCGAGUUUGCGAUCGGAGAAUCCAACCUGUUGGAUCCCCUGUAUGAGCCGCAGAACCAACGCCUACGUCUCCACCAAUUUCUUCAUAAUGAAAAUGGUAUGAAGCGCAAUCAUUCGAGUGAAAUGGACGGCAUGCAUCACUCUGGACCCCAUUCCUCGUCGUCGCCGAUGGGCGCAACGCCAGAUUCUGCGAUGGGUCCUGCACGAAGGGGCUCAGCGUCGAGAUACUCUCCAUCAUUCUCAGCGAACCUCAGACUUUCACCAACCUCACCUUCGUCAGGGACCAACGGCGGCGCGCCACUUUCAACGAGUCUACAGGUCAAGCUCGCCAUCUCCGCAACAUCCUCACAAUGGCGAAAGGUUGGGCUACCGUAUUUAUUCAGAAACGUGACGUUCAUGUCGCUGCACCAACUCCAACUCCUCACCGGGCUCGUCCGAGCCUCACGAUAUCGAUACGUGCCAGGACCACAUAAUAUUCGUUUAUUGUUGCAAGGCGAAGGGGUGGGAUAUGGCGCAUUAAUUAGAAGGAUUGAAACCAAGAUUGACUUGGGCAAAGAUCCGUCGGAUCAUAUCAUCUAUGCCGAUAUCAUGUCCGACUUGCUCAAGUGCUGUCCGAACCUACUUAUCUAUGUCAACAAGAACCCUCAGGCUGGCAUUCCAACGCCUUCACCUAUCAUCAAUGCACUCAGCAGCAUCGAAGGUCUUAGACCGAAGAUAGGCGACUACUUACCACACCCGACGCAACGCAAUGUUGCAGCAGGAGAGGGAGAUACGUCGCUCGAACGACUCGAAUGGUCUGGCAAAGAAGGCAUCAUCGUAGGCGACCUCACCUUUCUUCUUCGACAUGCACCAUACUUGCGAAAACUUGUCCUAGGCCAAGCUUUCUUAUGCUCCACGCGUCUCUCCGAUACCCUUUCCGAUCUACAGAUACCCCUCUUGCAUCUGACUUCCCUCCGUGUCGACCUCACGACCUUACACCGAGCAUAUAUUCGCUAUACCCGCCGUUGGUCCAUCCCAGCUUUACAAACGCUCGAGGUUCUCAUUGGUUCAGCACCGUGGCAAUCCGAUGUCUACGGACUUCUCGAAUGCCUUCCUCCAUUACGCGAAUUGCACUUGCGGGUGCUGGAAUACAGUUCAAUGCCACCGCAGACCUGGCACGACCUUCUCGGACGACAGGGAUGCUCAGUGCUGCAGGCGCUCACCUUCAACGUCUCUGUCAUGCCUGCCCUUCCACCAGACAUCGACCUCCCAAAUCUUUCACAGGUCAGUUUGGAAGGAUGUCCACCCGAUUUCCGGGCGAUGAACGAGUACGAUCGACCCGAAAGCGAUCGCAGGGAGCAACUGUCCGAACAUUUGACAGCAUUAGCAAGUAGGCACGCAACAUUGCGCUGUAUUCGGAUGCUGGACGACGAAUUUCUUCUUAUAAGCGGCAGGAACGCAGAAGGCUAUGGUACGUCAGGCUGGGAAGUACCUCGUAGAAAGAAACUCUCGCGCGAGUUCAGAACGUGGAAAGAAUGGAGCUCAUUGCUGCGCGCUGCGGGUAUCCGCUUGACGAACUGUGAAGGGGAUCUCAUUGGUCCGAGUUAUUAA